Molecule: messenger RNA, 1371 nt
Organism: Fusarium tjaetaba
Lineage: Eukaryota; Fungi; Ascomycota; Sordariomycetes; Hypocreales; Nectriaceae
Product: aminotransferase
Exons: 2
Coding region: 1-1371 (456 amino acids)
Biological process (GO): amino acid metabolic process; biosynthetic process
Molecular function (GO): transaminase activity; pyridoxal phosphate binding
Source: RefSeq, a predicted model, not a curated record
AUGCUUUCUCAUCGCGCUCAGAAGAGCUUGAACUGGCUGGCUGAAGAGAUUCCCUCUGUCCCAGUAUGGCCGCAGGACGUCCUUGCCAUGAACUCAGCAGAGAACUGGCUGUGCCGUCCAGAUCUUGUUCCACUCAUGAAGAAAGCCAUAGCGGACAACCUUGAAGCAUCGCAUCUCUCAUACUCGAAGAAUCUCGGUGGUCCACCGGAUCUUCUCGAGAACGCAGCCUCUUUCUUCAACAGGUUCUUCAAUCCACGAAGUCCUGUACUGCCCAGCCAUAUCGUCUGUGGUGCUGGUGCUGGGUCCAUCCUCGACAGUCUUGACUUUUCGCUCAGCGAGCUUGAUGAAGGCAUGCUGAUUAAUGCCCCAUGCUGGGAAGGCUUUGGGAUAGCAAGCAAUCUGCGAAAUGAUGAUCGCUUGAUACCAGUCACGAUACCAGUUGGGCUCUCAUCCCCAGAGCAGCUCAUCAAGCUUUAUCUGAAAGCUAUGGAGGCUGCGACGUGUCGCGUACGCGGCAUCAUUGUUUGCAACCCCAUGAACCCUUCGGGGCACAUCUAUCCUACCAGCUGGUUGGAAGCAAUCCUUCAGUUCUGCGAGGAGCAAGAUAUCCAGUACAUCGCGGACGAGAUAUAUGGCAUGUCGGCAUGGGAGUCACAACAAACAAAGACCCCAAAGACAUUUUCUGAAAAAGGGCCAAUUGUAUUUGAGUCCCCAGAGACAAAGUUUACCUCUGUCUUAUCUCUGGAUAUGAAGCGAAUUGGAGUGAAUCCUGCUCGCGUACAUGUUGUCUACGCAUUGAGCAAAGACCUCGGUAGUAGUGGUCUGCGACUUGGCUUUCUUGUAACACAGAAGAACCCCGAGCUUCGCAAUGCAAUGGCCAUUCUGAACAGGUACCGAGUAUCCAAUGCCACAUCCGUGAUUGCCUCCAGUCUUUUCUCGGACCUUUUAGUCCUAGAGCACAUUCUCGUUCGCAACAGAAUGCUUCUCCGCAAUGCAGCAGCUCUCGUUGGAGACUUCUUAUCCUUCCACCGCUUUGCCUUCUAUCGCCCAGUAGCAGGAGUCUUUAUAUGGACUCGCCUCGGUGGGGAGACAGCAACAGAAGUUUCCGAUGCGGCGCUCAUGGAGGACUUUGCAUCUGCGAAGGUUUCUGUUGCUAGUGGUGUACCCUUUCAUGCUAGAGAUAGAGGGUGGUUCCGAAUCACGUUUGCACUUCCUCAUGAGCAGUUACUCGAGGGACUACGUCGCAUAGAGAGGGCGAUGGCUUUAGAGCGUGCAUGGAGACCUUCGAAUGAUGUGGAGGCCGUGGAGUUUGCGUCUGUUCAGAAGAAGAACUUGAUGAAGCCCAAGGGCGCGGGAUGCAUGGUCAUGUAG